AUGAGAUCGCCUUCAACAUCGGCUACUUUUCGAUUAAUUCCACAAUUCAUGAAAUCUUCAUCUUUUUCUAAACAACGACCAAGAGUUGUUAUUACUGAUUGGGAUGAAACAGUCACAAUUGAAGAUACAAUUCAAUAUGUAUCUGAAGUUCCUUAUUUAAAUAAUCCUUCAUUAUCACCACCUUUUUCACAAUUUGUUAAUAAUUAUUUUAAUAAUUAUUUAUCAUAUUCAAAGAGUUUUGGAGAUAGGAAAACAUUAGAAGAUGAAAUAAAUUUUCAAAAUGGUAUAUUAUCAAUUGAAUCUAAAUCAAUUGAAUCAAUUGAAGAUUUUGAAAUAUUUAAAAACUUAACUAGAUCAAAUUUUGAAAAACAAGCUUAUAAAAUUAAAUUUAGAUCAGGUUUUGUUGAAUUUGUUGAUAAAUGUAAUAAAUUAAAUAUUCCUAUUAUUAUCUUGAGUGCAAAUUGGACAAGUUUAGUUAUUAAUCAAGCUUUACUAAACCAUGGAAUUCAAGUAAAUCAAAUAAUUACAAAUGAAUUAAUAUUUGAAAAUGGUAAAACUACUGGUUAUUGGGAUAAAUCAAAUAGAAUUAGAGUAUCUCAAGAUAAAUUAGAUGUUAUUAAACAAAAAUUCGAUGGUAGUAAUAUAAUGUAUGUUGGAGAUAGCGGUACUGAUUUGUUACCUUUGUUACAUGCUGAUAUUCCAUGUGCUAUCGAAGAUACAAAAAUUGUAAACAUUAUUAAUAAUUUGAAUUUACAAGAUAGGAUAAAUAUCGGUAAUUGGCACGAUUUUGUAGAUUUUAUUAAAGAGGAAUAA
Messenger RNA from Candida tropicalis MYA-3404, 813 nucleotides. RefSeq lists its product as uncharacterized. NCBI's taxonomy places the organism in Eukaryota, Fungi, Ascomycota, Pichiomycetes, Serinales, Debaryomycetaceae. The transcript has a single exon. The record is from RefSeq and is a predicted model, not a curated record. The coding region runs from base 1 to 813 and encodes 270 amino acids.